AUGGCAUUCAGCGGGACACAACAGAAAUGUAAGGCUUGUGACAAAGUUGUUCAUUUCGUUGAAUCCCAAUCUGCAGAUGGCGCUAUUUAUCACAAGAACUGCUUCAGAUGCAGCCACUGCAAUGGCCGUCUCGCGAUAAGCAACUACUCAUCGAUUGAGGGAGUUUUAUAUUGCAAGCCUCACUUUGAGCAACUUUUUAAGGAAAAUGUUUGUGUUUCAUUUUCAUAUAAAGCUGGAAAGCAACAACAGCCUGAUGUGCCCAAGAAACAACCAAGCAGACUGGCCUCCUUCUUCUCUGGGACUCAGGAUAAAUGUUCAGUUUGUAAGAAAACUGUCUAUCCAUUGGAAAAGUUGACUGUGGAAGGGGAGUUUUUCCACAAAUCAUGCUUUAAGUGCACACAUGGAGGGUGUUCCCUGAACCCUUCAUCGUAUGCAGCAUUGGAUGGAUUCCUUUAUUGCAAGCCGCAUUUCUCUCAGCUCUUCAAAGAGAAAGGUAGCUACACCCAUCUCUCCAAGACAGCUUCCCUGAGGAAGCAGCAAGAAGAAGACAAGGCCGACAAAGCCGACACAACGGAAGACACAGACCCGGCCGCCGCACCCGCAUCGGCAGAGGCAGCAGCUGAAGCUGAGGAUGCUCCCGUCGCACCGCAAGAUCAGUAA
This is a messenger RNA of Arachis stenosperma, 660 nucleotides long. Its product is annotated as LIM domain-containing protein WLIM2a-like. Gene Ontology annotation, biological process: actin filament bundle assembly. The record is from RefSeq and is a predicted model, not a curated record. The transcript is spliced from 5 exons. Gene Ontology annotation, molecular function: actin filament binding. Lineage: Eukaryota; Viridiplantae; Streptophyta; Magnoliopsida; Fabales; Fabaceae. Gene Ontology annotation, cellular component: actin cytoskeleton; plasma membrane. Bases 1 to 660 code for a protein of 219 amino acids.